Xenopus laevis (African clawed frog) is the source of this 656-nucleotide messenger RNA. RefSeq names its product vomeronasal type-2 receptor 26-like. The annotation marks the transcript as partial. The transcript has a single exon. The record is from RefSeq and is a predicted model, not a curated record. Lineage: Eukaryota; Metazoa; Chordata; Amphibia; Anura; Pipidae.
AUCAUGGUUUGUGUUGCUUUCAAAGCCACCAAGCCAGGGAGCUCAUGGAGAAAAUGGGUGGGAGUCAAACUAUCCAAUUCUGUAGUCUUGUUCUGCUCAUCCAUUCAAAUAAUAAUCUGCAUGACUUGGUUGGCCAUUUCUCCUCCCUUUCAGGAACUGGACCUUCACACUUACCCUGGAACCAUCAUCAUUCAGUGCAAUGAGGGCUCAGCUAUUGGCUUUUACUCAGUUAUUGGGUAUAUGGGGCUUCUGGCAGCUGUUAGUUUUGUUUUAGCAUUUUUAGCUCGGACAUUACCGGACAGUUUUAAUGAGGCCAAGUACAUCACUUUCAGCAUGUUGCUCUUCUGCAGUGUUUGGAUCACAAUGAUCCCGGCCUAUCUGAGCACCAAAGGCAAAAACACUGUGUGUGUGGAGAUAUUUGCCAUACUCACCUCAAGUGCUGGACUUUUAGCCUGUAUAUUUCUUCCAAAAUGUUACACAAUUUUGUUUAGACCUGAUAUUAAUAAAAAAUCUCAUUUAUUUUUAGUCAAAACCUAACCAUUAUGCAUCAAUUUAUUUAAAUUGAAUGCAUAGCAUAAAUACUGUAUUUCCAUCAAAAUGUAAAAGUGGCACAGUUUUUAGCCAGUGCCAAUUUAGAUAAUGUUGGGUAUGUUAUU